AUGAACAACAAUAGCAGUAGCACCACUGAGCCACAGCAGAGGCGACGGACUUCCAAACGGUCAACAAAAAAUCAACAAUCUGCAUCACCAAUUUGGAUUACCCACAGUGAGGAAAUCGAUAGGUUUGCUAUUGCCAAGUGCACCAAGCGCAUUCACACUGCAAAGGACAACCAGAUUUCCCAGCUAUACACAUCUUACUUGGCCAAUGCUGUUAUUCAUUCCCAUCCCCGCCCAUUUGACAAACGCCGCAAGGAAGCGAAUCAACGACUUUUGAUGGCGUACACACAAGCCUUGCUAGACAAAAACAUUCAUCCCAAUGACACUGGCUUUAGUGGUGAAUCCGCGGUGUCUUUGGCAGCUAGAAGGGGUUAUUCGAAGCUACUCAAGCUCUUGCUUGUUGAUGCAAAGUGUUCCAUCAUUCUUGGGACUCCUCAUGCAUUGAUGACUGCAGUAAAAUUUCGACGAUAUGAGUGCAUGAAUAUCCUUCUAGACGAGAGAAAGCAACAGCUCCAGGAUAUUCUUUCCCAGGAAGAAAGGGAUUGUUCUUUGGGGGGAUUAGGAUUAAUUCGAGGAAGAGACAUUGUCAAUAUCAACACUCUGAGCGAAGCAGUGUCCCGGGCAGAUGUUACUGCUGUUCAAAUUCUCAGAGCUCGAGGAAAUGCGAUGAUUUCUGACCUGUGCUGGUGGAGACAUGAAGACAAGUUGGCUUCUGUUCUAAAAGGCAUGUAUGGUGCACAGAAUGUCAGUGCCUGGAGCAAGAAGGUUUAUUGGAGUUUUCCAACCACCGAUCGAAGAAUGAUCAACUACCUUUGGCAUCUGUUUGCACGAAAGAAGACUGACUUUCCCAGUGAUGUGGUGCUUAACAUUCUGGGCUUUAUAGCAAGAGGCUGGUGGGCGCAAAAACCCGAUAGUAACAGCCGCAGAUCCAUCAUGGAUGUUGCAGAGUGGAAUAUCAUUGACUGA
Messenger RNA from Seminavis robusta, 963 nucleotides. The record is from the annotation of a GenBank genome assembly. Lineage: Eukaryota; Bacillariophyta; Bacillariophyceae; Naviculales; Naviculaceae.